AUGGCGGUAUUUAUUGCACAGUCAAGAGCUUCUGGAAGCCACCGAGAUGUUGAAGAUGAGGAGCUGACACGAAUAUUUGUUAUGAUACCAAAGUCCUAUACAGAGGAAGAUCUGCGAGAAAAGUUUAAGAUGUAUGGAGACAUUGAAUAUUGCAGCAUUAUUAAAAACAAGACUACUGGAGAAAGUAAAGGUUUGGGCUAUGUGAGGUAUUUAAAACCAUCGCAAGCUGCCCGAGCAAUUGAAGAGUGUGAUCGAAGCUACAGGGCCAUUUUGGCUGAACCUAAAAAUAAGUCAUCUGAGUCUUUUGAACACGAUUAUUAUAGUAAUAACACGAGGCAAGAACCAAGAGGAAAUACACUUCCCUUUUGUGGGCAGCCAGAGUUUUGUAGUUUUGAAAAAAACGAGAGCAGAAUUCAAGAGUCAGUCUCCAAACGUCUGUCAGUGGUAUCACGGCUUCCCUUUGUCCAAGAGCAGCUGUUCGCCCUCUUUGAUCUAGUCCCAGGACUGGAAUAUUGUGAUGUUCAGCGAGAUCCUCAUACCAAUAGUGGGUAUGCUGUGAUUCAGUACAGUACUGCUGCGUCAGCUAUAUAUGCCAAGUAUAAAUUACACGGUUUUGAGUAUCCUCCUGGAAAUCGAUUAACUGUCAUUUUCCUAGAAGAUGGGAGUGAUAGUUCGGACCUCAUCAGAAAAAUGGCAACACAGCUGGUAACAGCACAUGUGUCAUCAGUGUUGCGGAGUAACAAUGCAAUUGUUCAGCAAUAUAGGACACCUCCUCAGGCAUUUGGAGGAACUUCGGGCUCACAGUUACUUCAGCCCCAAACAGAUGCCAUACUUCCACCACACAAAAAAAAAGUUCCACCUGACACUUCUGUGAAGGAAAGGCUUUUCAUACUUUUUCAUCCCCAUCCUUUACCUGUAAAUGUAUUGGAGGAUGUGUUCUGCUUGAUAAAAGUUUACCUUGUGGCUGGAAAAAACGUGGGCUACGCAAAAUUUGCAGACAGAGCAAGUGCCAGUGAUGCCAUAACUGCGUUACAUGGCAAGAUUGUGAAUGGUGUCAGGCUUAAAGUAAGGUUGGCAGACUCACCUACAGAAGAAUCUAACAAACGUCAGAGAACUUACUGA
Nipponia nippon (crested ibis) is the source of this 1122-nucleotide messenger RNA. The record is from RefSeq and is a predicted model, not a curated record. NCBI's taxonomy places the organism in Eukaryota, Metazoa, Chordata, Aves, Pelecaniformes, Threskiornithidae.